Chenopodium quinoa (quinoa) is the source of this 1200-nucleotide messenger RNA. RefSeq lists its product as uncharacterized. The transcript has 7 exons. The coding region runs from base 1 to 1200 and encodes 399 amino acids. The record is from RefSeq and is a predicted model, not a curated record. Lineage: Eukaryota; Viridiplantae; Streptophyta; Magnoliopsida; Caryophyllales; Amaranthaceae.
AUGUCAACUCUGUUACACCUGUAUCACCUCCACACUACGAGGAGGAUAUUUCUUUAUCGCCGUCAGUACUUGGAGGAAGAGUUUUUACAAGUGUCUGCUGAGUCCUUAUCUGCUGCUUCCUCUGACAGUAAUACUAGCUGUGAUGACGAGGAUGGACUUGAAAGUGGGCCACCAUACCCUGAAAGUUACCAAUAUACUGGCGAAGAGGGUUUGACUCGAGGUAUCAAUUGGAAGUUUGCUCCUGAGGUAGGACCAGGAUGGGGCUCACUUGAUCUUCAUACGCAGCAAUCCACGAGUAAACUUGGCGUACUUGAUAGUUCUAUAGAGUUGUUCUGUGGUGAUGAACCUCUUCUUGGAAACAAUGAUGAAGAUGCUAUCACUUCCAAUAAGCAAGUUAAUGAUUGUCAUGAAAAGAAAAUCUCUAAAAGAAAACCAAAAAAAAGAGUUGUUUCACUGUCAGAUAGCAUAAGUUCCUGCAAAGCUGAUGUUAAAGAUGGGCAACAGAACCAAACUAUGAAUGAUAUAUAUUGCAUUGGAAGAGCUGAUGGAAAGGUGAACUCAGCACCUGCACAUGAUGAGGCUGGUGGAAUCCUAGCUUACUCAAAGCAUGGAGUUUCGAAAACUGGUGACCAUAUUGAAAAUUACUUCAAUUCACUUGUUGCAGAUACUGCCAUUCACGAGACUUGCAAGCAGUACAUUGUCUGCAAUGGUGUAGUUGAGAGGAAGCCCAUGUGGAACGAAAGACCGGUAGCUGUUGUUCUAAGCAGUGAAUGGAAGUUGUAUGUGAUUCUUCUUGAUGGCAUGCAUGAUGGGUCAGGUAAUAACUUGAGUCUAUUGACUUCACACAAGGUUGAAGACGUGAGAGAGGUUUCGGUUGGGUUGGGUCUUCUGGCUAUCUGGGUUUUUAUUGAUGAGGAUACUGCGUAUCUGUUGAUUACAAGAUGCAAGGAAAAAACUAGGCAUUUACUUUUCAUGAUAGGAUUAAUUGCGCCAGGAGAAAUAAAUAGAUUUUCUGUUAGGAGUUUGGAUCAGGUUCAGCUGAACUUGUUUGAUAGGCAAAUAUGUGGAAACUUGGGAAUCAGCAUUUACCAGUAUUGUAUGGUUUUUUCGGCACAAAGCAUUGUUUGUAAAAGCUAUGUGCCUUUGGAUUUGCCAAGUGACAGUAACCAAUAUAUGAAAUUUAGUAGAAGGCAGAAUUAG